This is a messenger RNA of Amoebophrya sp. A120, 3481 nucleotides long. NCBI's taxonomy places the organism in Eukaryota, Dinophyceae, Syndiniales, Amoebophryaceae. The record is from the annotation of a GenBank genome assembly.
CAUUCACGUGCCAGCGACUCCUAGAUAUGAAUUACAGCUCGGAAGAAAACGUAUCGCGAUCGCGUCGUCUCCAAUGUCAUCAUGUGCCCCUGCAGCAUGAAGGAAGUCGAAGUACUCUAUGUAUUUUAGUGUACCCUUACAUGGUUUAGGUUUUUUAUUUUUUCCAAGCAAUAUGAUGCUCUUCCUUCUUUAUCUUUUCUCCUCACGCUACUUACCAUGAAAUCGAAAACUGUACGAAAAAUCGAAUCGCACGUCCUGCUCGCAGAAGCCUCGUAAAAAGAACUUCAUGGCCCCCCUCCCCCCGUUUUUCGCUGCGAUUGGGAAAGUUCUGGGCCCUCUCUCCGCCCGCGUAGUUGCCCCGGCCGUCACGCGCCUGGGAUUGAACAAGCUCGGCGUCCUCGGCGCCGCUCGCGUGUCCGCCCGGCUCGCACCGUUUUUUCGCCGGAAUGCGCUGCUGCUGGCGGAGCAGGGCCGGGAGCGGCAGUUUCUGGACAAGUUUGCGGAGGGUGGCGAGUUGUGGGCGAGCUUGAAAAAGUACGAGAUUGCCCGGCUGAAAGCGCUCGCGGAUCAUCCUCAAGGCGCGGCCGGUCGUGCAGCAAAAGGUCGUCAUGGGAACAAGAUUUUCAGCACCGAUCGUAAAAAUGGAAGUGCUGAUGUCACACUCGAGGCGGAGAAGCGGGUCGCUGCUGCGUUUCGGGACGCCGGUACCCGGGCUGCGGUGGAGGAUUUCGGAAAGAGGAAAGGGCAGCCCUUGCAAGCACUCGCACGCUACAAUCAAUUUGUUGUGGAGAAGAUACUCCCGGCGGAAGCGGGACUACAAAACACUCAAAAUGCAGCCGGGGGAUUGAAGAUUGCGAAGAAGCGAACAAGUAGUAGAAUGGCGGAAGAGGAACUUCUCCUGUCAAAAAAGAGUUCUACCACAGAAACAUCGUUCUGGAAUAGACCGCUUUUCAACUACAUGAGCGAUAACCCCAUCCGGAAUUUUUUCAACCAGUCUCGCAACUUCUCCCCCGUUUACUCCGUCGCGAGACUACCCGCAGGACUACAAAAUAACCUACCCGGCGGAGGCGGCCAGCACAGCUUUGCUGGAGCGCAACAUCCUUACAGAACAAACCCAAACACGUUCUUUCAUCUUGCGCAGCAGCAACACCUGCACCAGACCGACCUUUUGGCCAAGGACGUCCACAAGUUGAAAACCGAGGCGCAGCUGUGGCAUCUGCUUUACCGGACAACGCUAUUGUUCCCGGCGGUCGCUGCGACGAUCGUGGUCUUAUCAUCUCUCGAGAAGUACGAACUGCAAAAGUUGGUAUUUAAUACCGUACUUGCGGCAUGACAGGUUUCAGCUCUAUACCUGACUUUACAUGACAAAAUUAGAUUCCAUUCAAUUUCAGGAUUUGUUUCCCCGCUGGAAAUAAUGUAAUGUUUGUCAUGCAAAAAUGCGUACUGAGCACAAUAGUUUUGCUUUUGCAGUGCAUAACCCGCAAGAAGAGAAGUUUGACGACCAGGAGAAGCGGUGGCGGUUUUGCUUGGUGUCACCGGGGCAGGAAAGGGAAGUCGGGAGAGAGGGGAGUGACCAAUUGAAGCAGCAGUAUCAGAAACUCAUCUACAACUCGUCCCAUCCGUUGCACAGAGAAAUCGUGCGGGUGACGAAUUCCCUCCUCCAACCGGACUGCUUGCCACAGGGGUUUCUCGACAAGCCCGCGGCGAAGGAGAUCGAUUGGCGCAUCGCCGUCGUGGACGAGCCAGACACGAUGAACGCCAUGGUGUUACCGGACGGGUAUGUGUUUGUCUACACGGGCUUGUUGGAAAAGUGCGUCUCGGAAGACGAAGUGGCCGCGGUUCUGGGGCACGAAAUCUCCCACGUUUUGCUCCGCCACGGCGCGGAGCAGCUCUCCAGCGGGAGUGUAUUAGCCAUCCCGGGAAACUUCUUGGAAAUGUUCGCGUUUUUAAUCGGCGGGUUCACCAGUGUAAUCGCGAGCGUGUACGCGUCGAAAGUUUUGGGUGGGUUGCUCCUAGAACUCCCGCAAUCCAGGUUCUGCGAACGGGAGGCGGACGAGUUAGGGUUGCGGAUCUCCACAUUAGCUGGGUACGACCCCUUAGCGGCGGCGCGGCUGUGGGCGCGGUUGGGGGAUGAGGCGACCAAUUCCGCCUUGCGAAAAUACGUGGUAGAGAAGAUUAAGGAGGAAGAAAACUACGGUUGUGGGGCGAGUUGUACUAGUUCGUCGGAAGGAGGUGUCAUGAAUGAUGUUGACAAGGAGGGAGCCACGGACAGCACAUUGUCGCAGGCAGCUUCAUCAUCCCGAAAUAACUCUAAAUCAUCUUCCUUAGCAGGGCUAGGAUCCGCCGUUUUUGGAGCUUUCGAUCCGUUCGCCAGUCCUCACGCCGGGGGUAUGGCGUUGCUGGGUGGAGCAGCUGCCAGUGGAGGCGCAGGUACACCUGCGGGAAGAGGAGGAACAUAUAGCGCUGGUUUUGAAACAGUCACUGUCAUUCGUCCUGGAGAUGAGAGCCUUAUCCCCGGCAACGAAGCGACAACGCCCUUCGUGGAAGAACCAAAUGUUGACUAUAACCGACUUCUUGACGACCUGGAGUUUUUCAGCAAUCGAGACCGCGCGAGGAGACGGAAAGUCGCGGUGCAAGACAGCCUGGCGACGCUGAGUCCGUAUUUUUCCGGCGCAUUUUUGGAGAGCGCAGGACUGCUUGGUCCAGCAGCGACCGUGCCGACGGAGGACGAUACUAGCGAAUGGUUUGAAAAAUACGCCCGGAAAGUAGGGAGGAAUUUCUUUUCGUGUUGCGAUGUUGGGGCGCCGGCGGCCCCCGAAAUUCCAUUUUCUGAGACAAAGACGAGCAUUCCACAACUCCCCUCCACGACCACAGUCCCUGAAGUUACGACACUAACCCCAAGCAAAGCGGCCCCCGCCGUUCCUCCCGAGUGGUUUUCCACGCACCCGAGUUACGAGAGCCGAGUGGCCUGUCUGCUGCAGCUUGGAUUAGACUUGCAGAAGCAUCCUUUCUACAGCACGCGGAGAAGACAUCACAGCUUUGCCAGCAACCCCAUGCUUUCGCUACGGCGGUUUCUGUCGCAAAUGGAAAGUGGAUUCUCACAUCCCGGCGGAGGCUCAUCGCGGAGAGCAGGGAACCAGACUGCCGACAACGCUUCCAGAACAGAGCUCGAGCGGUGGUGCGAGCACUUCCGCAGAAGGAGAAGAGACCAGGACCGGAAGCCAGGGCCUCUGUGGGUCUAUCGAACUUCUUGACGUUGACUUCUGACCGUGGGUGGUGCACCCAGUGAAGAUGGCACAAAUAUUUUUGAAGGAGACCUGAAUUUGGGUAAGCACUAGCGACAACGUUUCGACCACAUGUAAGAUUCCGUGCGAUCGGGCCCGCAACAGUUGUGCGGACUUUGUAAAAUCCAAAAGAACAAACGACUAUGAAAAUGAAAAACCACAAGUUUUUAUGUAUUCAUUACUGUUGAAUAUCGAUA